This is a messenger RNA of Scleropages formosus (Asian bonytongue), 1256 nucleotides long. RefSeq lists its product as uncharacterized. The coding region runs from base 459 to 1028 and encodes 189 amino acids. The record is from RefSeq and is a predicted model, not a curated record. The transcript has 6 exons. NCBI's taxonomy places the organism in Eukaryota, Metazoa, Chordata, Actinopteri, Osteoglossiformes, Osteoglossidae.
CUGUGUACAUGUGUGUGGCUCUGCAGGUUCACAUUUAUGGCACUACACAGGAAUGUGUGUGAGAUGACUCCAUAGUAGAGCCAGUUAGUGGGUCACAUGGACAGAGGGAAGUGGUUUCUGUGACUCAUGGUCCCGUUACCAUGGUUACUGUGGUUACCACCAUACCUGGCUUCUGUUGGGUGGCACCUGGAGCCAUAAGGAAGUAGGCACUCAGAUUGGAGCCGCAGGUCCACCGUAAGCAGCAGAAGGACUAGGCAGGAUUCACCUUUAACCUUAGAGCUGUGGAUGACUACGAUGAUUCACCUGUGUAUGACGACGGGGAGACCUCGGCAGGGUGGGGACACCACGGGGACCUGAGUGCUCACUCAGAUGUUCGACUGUCCAAUGCUCUCAAGAACACAGGGCUUCUGACACCCCACCGCACUGGUGUAGACUAAUCUGCAGACGUGGCCCAGCCAAUGGGGGGUGUCUCUGUGUUCGCCAUCUCCUUCCUCCUGCUGCCGUUGGUCUUGCUGGCGUGCACCUGCUGCAGCAGCAGAAAGUCCAGAAGUUCAGCUGUUGACACGAAGCAGGUGCCGCAUGCACAGCACAUCUUACAGUCGGCAGACUCAGCAGAAGCCGAGGGGUCCGGGGAAGACGAGGGCGUCACGGCAACCAAGCUACAGUGUCAACAAAUGGAUCUGCUGGGAGUGCAGCAAGGAGAGGAGCUGCAGAGAUCUGUGGCCCUGGCAGCCAGGCGGCUGCCCUCUCUACCCAGGCCCAGCGUAAGCUCUGCCGUGUACGACAUCGUGGAGGACAUGAGGGACGGGCGGCCUCCUGCAGAGCCCAGAACAGCCCUCGGGAAGACCUCCAGCUAUGGUACCGUGUACGCUGAUCUGCGGGAGAUGGACGAGAAGAGCUGUGGGACGGGAGCUGUGGGAGAUGCGUCCGGCGAUGUCCAGAACCCAGCUGGAGAGCAGGACUUCCCCGUGUAUGCCAUAGUGAAGAAGGGUGGUGUCCGGCAGGUCCAGUCGGAGCUCGUCCUGUAGAGCACUCGGAGGGACACGUCCUAGAGGACAAUCCAGACUGACUGUGGACAAACACAUAUUUUGUGAGGAAAAGUGUUGUCACAUUUACCGAAGCGAUCAGGCCAAAUGUUUUCCUUGAGAGUUCAGCGUAAAUCAGUUCUCCUCCCCAGUUUUGAAUAAAAGCCAUUUGUGUCCCUAGAACCAGUUGUACUGUAUUCACCAUGCUGGGCUGUUGUUGACCUUUGACUG